UCUGUGAUUGUUAAGCUCCUUUCCCCUUGGCUGUAGACUGCGCCAGUACAUAGCGUGUUCAUCUACUGUGUUGCUGCCUUCAGUGCUGGAAGACCGCGUAAACACCUCAAUUUUUAAUUCGAUUAUUCUCUCGGCAUGUAAAGGCCAGGGACGGAACGGAUUUGAUGUCUCAUAGCCUCUUCUUUAAGAAACUUGCACGUUCGGUGGGAGCCCCCGAGCUGGCUAAUCAUGUUUCUGUUUGGCAAAUUGUGGAGCUUUGAAACAAGACUAUUGGGGAAAUGGCAAUAUUGGCUUUAAGGUGAUCAUUAUGGGAAAUAGAUGCGCUGGAGCUGUCAAUAAAACGUGUAAAAAUGUGCUUCUAUUGAUGAGGAUUCCGAUUCGUGCGUGUUUGUGAUAAUUAAUUGGAACUGGCACAAAAGUACUUGCAUUAUUUAUAGUACAACACCCCGGCAAGGGAGCCCUGAUUCUCCACUAUCAGUUGGAUGUAUUACAGACGGGUUUAUCACAUUCGGUGGAGAUGCUAGACUGUUUACGAUCUCUUUUCGUAAUGUUAGUUACGUGUGUUUUUGUGUUAGUUUCUAUCGGCGGAAGUGCUGUGUCGGCCAUCUUUGAUAAGAACGGAUGUGCCUAUACUUUCAGCGUUUGGCACCCGGAUGAGGAUAUACUACGACAGGUGAAGGAUUUACAGGUGCAAUUUUCGAACUUCACAAAUUACGCCGAAGCGCAGGUUUCACGGAUUCAACGAAAUGUGAUCCACGAGAUGAGAAAGUACGACAAUUCUACGUCGCAUCUGGAAUCUGAACUCCUGCAGAUGAAACUGGACGACAUGCAAGCCAAGAUGAAACACAACCAUCUAUCGGCGGAGGUAAAUAUUAUGAGAAGGGAUAUGGAGGACAUUAAUCGCAAAGUUGACGAUCUUGAGAUGGAUUAUUUUAGCUUAAAAGCUCGUGGUCGGGAACCGAGAAACGAUUCUGUGAGGAAGGGCCAUCGAUCAAUGAGUAAAGAUUUUAUUGGCAUGAUGAAAAACAGUGUUGGUGACCUCAAGGCAGAAUGGUUGUUGAUGAAACGGGAGAUGGACGACAUCAGAGGGGAAAAUUUGCAGUUGAAACAUGGACAGAACAACUUGAAAAACGAUACCUCGUCCUUACGGCAAGUGAUGCGAUCUUUAUCUGGAGAGAUCCAGGCUGUAGAGGGUCGGGACUGGAGGGUCCCACAAAGCUCACAGCAGGUCCAAAGUGAGAUGUCUGGUCUUAAGAGGGACCUGAAACGAAUUAAAGACGAACAAAGUGAUAUUAAAUCUGAAUCGACUGAAAUGAGGAACGAAAUAGCAACUUUACAUACUAGUAACAUCCGGGUACUAAAGGAUCUUCACGAGCUGCAGCUCGAUGGUACGAGAUUCCGCGAGAAACUCGAGUCCCUGAGACGAGAGGAGAGACGUGGAGGAGAGACCGAAGUUACCCGAGAAAGACUGGAAUCCAACCUCCCCAGCACUGACGAUGUAGUCCCAAGAGAUUGCCAUGAAAUUUACCAAUCUGGGUACCGAACGAAUGGACUCUAUAAGAUCCAUGCGAAGGGCGCCCGACUGAUGACAGCAGUGUACUGUGAAAUGGUCAACAAGACUGGCUACCUUGUCCUUCAGCGUCGCAUAGACGGGCUUCUCAACUUCAACAGACGCUGGCUGGAGUACAAACACGGCUUCGGCAACCCUUACGGCGAGUUCUACAUCGGCAACGAGUUACUCCACCUUCUUACCAAACAGAAGCAGUACAUCCUCAGAGUAGACAUGUGGGACUGGGAAGGGAACAAGGCUUAUGCUGAGUACAACGUCUUCGCCGUCGAGGGUGAGGCCAACCAUUAUCGUCUCCAUGUCAACGGUUACCGUGGUGACGCAGGUGACUCGUUGAAUUUACAUGACAACAUGGCCUUCAGCACAGAGGACGUGGACAACGACCUCCACGCCCGGCACUGUGCGGCGGAAAACAAGGGAGGAUGGUGGUUCAACAGCUGUUACUCCAGCAAUUUGAACGGCGUCUUCCACACGGCGUGGUACUCGCAGUCGCGCUCCAAGUAUGCCGACGGCGUCGUGUGGUACACGUGGAAGGGGUCUGAGUUCUACUCCCUGAAACAGACAGAGAUGAAGAUACGACCUAAAGUACCCUAACUGAAGAACACCAAGAGAUAGAAAUGAAGGAAAAAACAUAAGAAAAGGAAAAAGACUCACAUCCGGCGUUUUAAACCGCCCGCAGCAAUCAUAACAUAGGAAAAUGUGUCUUUGUGUCGAGAUAUGUUGUGAGUAAGAUUUCGAGAAAGGGAUAAUAUAAGUUGUUUGAAAUUCAAGUGGAAGAAAAUACUUUGUUUUGGACGUGAGCCUUUGUAGAAGGUAAGCUUUAUUUGUUGAAAAGAAACGACACUUAAGGGGUGGUUUUCUGUGACGUAGAUCAAUGGCGCUCAGAACUGUAAGAAUUUACACCCGUCUUCAUGAGAAUAUUGAAACUGUUGUUAAAUUUGAUUAUGUCUGUUCAACCAUAUCCCAUUUUUGUAACAUUUUGUGAAGGGUCGGGGGUGAAUUUUGCGUUAAAAUAAAUUGGUUAAAUUAAAGACGGGGCUGAGAAAGGAAUCUGCAAACACACGACCUCUACCAUGUUUCAAAUGUAAAUUUGUGCUGAGAACAGAAAAUUUAUUGAUUUUCAAAGAUCAGAUGUCAAAAAUACCCAUUCGUAAUUGUGCAUUAUGCGAAAACAUGUAGAAUUAUUAUUUAAGUUCUGACUGAUCGUCAUAUCAUUUCAUUUUUAAGAUAAUAUCAAUAACUUCAGAUAUUUCCAAUUCAAAAUAUAACAUAAUAUAAAAACAACUGAACGAUAUGGUUUUCUUUUCCCCUUAUGUCAGGUAAAAUUUAAUUUUAUUACUGUUUUCUUUUUUAACUUUAACAUAAUAGAAUACAAACAUGUAUGCAUUUACAAACAUAUACGAUUGACAUAAUAGGUUUCUGUAUAUUGAGCUUCAUAUUCGCCUUCAUAUGCAGAUGUACAUCAUUUGUUCAGUUUUUGUGGUAUAUAGAAAGAUCAAGUAAAAGAGAUUGUUUGGCUAAAGCGAUUAUUUGGAGCAUUCGUGUUGUAUAAGAGAUAUUGUCAAGGACCUUUUAAAGAACGAAAAUAUUGUGUAUACGUAUCUAUACCAAUCAAUAUUGAUCUGUGGAAGAUUUUGAAAGCUUACUCACGCUUUAUAGAACCAGGAAAACACCGUGUCGGUCAGGUCUGUCCUUUUUGUAUAUUUAAUUAUACAGAUUAAUUGACAAGAUUAAUUACGUGUUACAUAGAACGUGGCAAGUAUUCCGGCUUGUUAACAUAAGAAAAAUAGGUCUCAUUGAACGUUAUUCCAUGUAUAAAGGCGAUCUGUAAAUA
This is a messenger RNA of Haliotis rubra (blacklip abalone), 3401 nucleotides long. Its product is annotated as angiopoietin-related protein 7-like. The record is from RefSeq and is a predicted model, not a curated record. The transcript is spliced from 2 exons. The coding region runs from base 518 to 2161 and encodes 547 amino acids. Lineage: Eukaryota; Metazoa; Mollusca; Gastropoda; Lepetellida; Haliotidae.